Molecule: messenger RNA, 1899 nt
Organism: Debaryomyces tyrocola
Lineage: Eukaryota; Fungi; Ascomycota; Pichiomycetes; Serinales; Debaryomycetaceae
Source: the annotation of a GenBank genome assembly
AUGAGCUCCAGUACGAAUACUUCAAGCUCGAAUGGAAAUCAAAGGCCUACAGCGAAACGGUCACCAUCGAUUUUGGUCACAGAUGCAAGAAGCACAACGUUAAAAGGUGCUCGGGCACCUUUUGCAGGCCAUAAUUAUAAAAAGCAACAGCAACAGCAACAAAGGCAACAGAGAGUGUUGCCAUCGAGAUCUAAUAAGUAUACAGAUAUUUCCGUGGACAAACUAUUGAGUAAUUCGAGUGAUAUUCCAUCAGGACAGAGGAGACUUCCACCUAUGCUAUCCAAUAGUGGUAGGAAUACUGGGGUCAAUUCACUUGGAUCUUCGAAUCGAGCUAUGUCACCACCGCCAGGACAAGUACGGAUGCCCAAUACAAUGUACAUGGAACCGGGUUUACUGCGGAAAAACAUGAGAAGCAUUCCUAAAUUGUCACAAUCAUUACCAUCAAGAACAUCGAAAACGUCACAGAAGUUAGUGUUAAUUCCAGAUCAACAGCGUUAUAAUUCAUCACCACCGCCGCCACCACAAGCACAACAACCAGUCUUAACAGCAACCCCGGGUGUCACCCCUGACUUACAAGCACAAAUACAAAGAUCGAGAGCUGAACUUAUGCCGAAGGAAGCAAGGGCCCAUGAAUUUAGUCGUAUGACAGCGUAUUUCAUUUGUGAACAAUUUAAUUUAAUACCUGUAUCGAACUUCUUGAAGGAGAAUCAUGAGGUGAAGCCUCGUCUAUAUGAUGAAGCACUUUACAUACCAUAUUCUUUGCCGUUGUUGCCGGGUGCAGAUGGCUUCAGAGUCAAAUCUAACAAUUCUGCAAAGCUACUUCCUAAUAAAAGAUACAUGGAAAAAUUGAUAAAUAAAAGUGAACAAACGGACCAUUUAUAUGAAUAUUAUUCAGGGGUGGAAACUAUCGAAGAUGUCAAUAAUUAUUCGAUGGAUCCUGAGCUAGAGACAUUUGACAGUAACGCUCCAUUUGAUCCUUCCGAACCCCAAUUUUUUGCACCACCUUUGGAAUCAGAAGAGAAUGAAAGUGAUGGCCCUGCCAGUAGUGAUAACGAAUCAAAAUCAAACAGUAUAAAUCAACGUGGAUCAGGACCUCAGGCAAACAAAACCAAUAAUAAUAGAGACUCUAAAACGUCCAAUGAUGAUUCUGAUAAAGUGCCUUCCAGCAGUGUUGUGCAAGCUGAAUUAUCUAAACAUCAUGCCGAGAUGUUUAUCUUCAGAUACGGCAUUGUUGUAUUUUGGAAUUUUUCUGAAAUUCAUGAAAAAAACAUUCUAGCAGACCUUGCAUUUGCAUCUGAUAAACCCCAGCCACUAUUGGUGAAUCCAAUUCACGAACAGGACAUAGAAACUGAAGAAUUUCAUUUUGAAUAUGAUGAUCAAAUACAUAGACCAAGAAUAUAUAAUGAUAUGAUUACGUUAAGAUCUGGUGAUCAUCUUAUCAAAUUGACAAUGUCCCAUGCAAUAGCGCAACUGACAAAGUUGUGUUUAUUUGAGAGUAGGAUGGUGAAUAAUUUACAACUGAUUUCGAAGUUGCCCAAGAAAUUAGCUUUGACGGGUAGGCUAGGAUUGAAGAGGCAACAAUUAUUGAAAAAGUCAGGUAAACUUUUCAAAUUACGAGUUGACGUAAAUCUUUCUAGCUCAAUUCUAGAUACCCCAGACUUCUUUUGGUCUUUCGAACCUGCAUUGCAUCCAUUAUACAACGGUGUUCGUGAAUAUUUAGAAAUCGAUCAAAGAGUUCAAGUCUUAAACGAUAGAUGUAAAGUUUUCUUGGAAUUUCUGGACAUCGUUAGUGACAGUAUGAACGAAAAGAACACUAAUAGAAUAACUUGGAUGAUUAUUGUCAUCAUAUUUAUGAGCUUAUCUGUUAGUGUCUUUGAAUUUAUAUUGCAAAUUGUAUAG